CAAGCACAGAGCUGGGCCUGGCACUACCAGGAAGAGGCUUUCCUCGGCCGAACAAACCCGCAUCGAUGGGCUCCGCCGCCGAUUCAUUCUCCAUCCCAUCGCCGACGACCUAUCCGAUGAAGAGCCGCGGCGCCGCCGUAGAAAGCGCGACGCUAGCCGUAGACUGGCGCUCCGUGUUCACGGGCGGCGGCUUGGAGGCAGAUCUGUCGCCACCGGCAACCGUCGCUGUCACCGCUAGCUCUGCGCGCUCCGCCUCUUCGCCAGCGCAUCCCACGAAGAAAGGCGGCGGCGAACGCGUGGAAAUGGACUGGGGUUCCAUGUUCAGGGCAGGGCGCGCUGAGCCGCCGGAGGCCGAGCUCUCGCCGUCCGCGCCGGCCACCGUCGCCAUGAAGUGUGCCGAUUGCUUCUCCGUCACUUCGCCGGCUCGUACGACGAAGAAAAGCCGUGCACUCCAGUCUAUAGACUGGAGUGGUAUGUUCAAGGCCGAAAGCGCACAGCCACUGGAAGCUGAGAUCUCGCCGCCGGCAACCGGCCCUGUCGCCCCAAGGUAUGCACACCCCGCCGAUUCCUUCUCUGCCUCUUGUGCGACGCCCCUGAAUCGUGGCGCGAGUGGAGAUGUAGACUGGAGGGCUCUGUUCAAGGCCUCUUCACCACCGUGCCCCCUGAAGAAACGCGGCGCACCCGUGAAUAUGGACUGGAGUGGCAUGUUCAAGGCCUCAUCACCACCGCAUUACAUGAAGAAACACAGUGCAUCAAAGGAUAUAGAUUGGACUGCCAUGUUCAAGGCCUCAUCGAUGUCACGUUCCAUGAAGAAACCUAGUGCAUCAACGGAUAUAGAUUGGACUGCCAUGUUCAAGGCCUCAUCGAUGUCACGUCCCAUGAAGAAACCCAGUGCAUCAAAGGAUAUAGAUUGGACUGCCAUGUUCAAGGCCACAUCGCUGCCGCGUCCUAUGAAGAAACCCAGUGCAUCAAAGGAUAUAGAUUGGACUGCCAUGUUCAAGGCCACAUCGCCGCCGCGUCCUAUGAAGAAACCCAGUGCAUCAAAGGAUAUAGAUUGGACUGCCAUGUUCAAGGCCUCAUCGAUGUCACGUCCCAUGAAGAAACGCAGUGCAUCAAAGGAUAUAGAUUGGACUGCCAUGUUCAAGGCCUCAUCGAUGUCAUGUCCCAUGAAGAAACGCAGUGCAUCAGCGGAUAUAGAUUGGACUGCCAUGUUCAAAGCCACAUCGCCGCCGCGUCCUAUGAAGAAACGCAGUGCAUCAAAGGAUAUAGAUUGGACUGCCAUGUUCAAGACCACAUCGCCGCCGCGUCCUAUGAAGAAACGCAGUGCAUCAGCGGAUAUAGAUUGGACUGCCAUGUUCAAGGCCACAUCGCCGCCGCGUCCUAUGAAGAAACGCAGUGCAUCAGAGGAUAUAGAUUGGACUGCCAUGUUCAAGGCCUCAUCGAUGUCACGUCCCAUGAAGAAACGCAGUGCAUCAGCGGAUAUAGAUUGGACUGCCAUGUUCAAGGCCACAUCGCCGCCGCGUCCUAUGAAGAAACGCAGUGCAUCAGCGGAUAUAGAUUGGACUGCCAUGUUCAAGGCCAGAAUCGCAGAGCCACCCAAGGCCAAUCUCUCACCAGAGGCACCUGACCCUGUCGCCCUAAGUUCUGCAAGCUGUGCCCAUUUCAUUUCGGCCUCUCCGCGGGGGGGCACAUCUGAUGAGGAAACCUGGUGCACGGAAAGACAUUGACUGGAGAACCAUGUUCAACACUUGAAUUGCAGAGGCGCCAGAGGCUGAGCUCUCUCCACCGACACACCCACUGUCAUUCCUAGAAAAGUUAUAUCGCAGGGAGGUCCUUUAAGGAGAGAAAUGACGCCGACUCAUCCAAUCAAGAAAUGAGGAGCAUGUGUAACAUAGACUAGCAUGCUUCUCACCCCUAGUGUACCUGUUGAUUUGGUCUUGCUCAUGACCAUGGACGGUGCUUCCUUGCCUGCCCCUGAUCGAACAAUGCUCAGUUGGACUGCAAUUGUGAAGGCCUAGGUGACCAUGGACGGCGCUUCCUUGCCUGCCCCUGAUCGAACAAUGCUCAGGUGGACCGCAAUUGCUCAGUUGGCUCUAAAAAAAAUCAUUUGUAUUGUUUUCUUGAUUUUUUGGACAGUUUUCUCGGAAAGCACCAGUGUAGACUGAGCUACACAUAGCUCGAUUUUUCUGAAAAUACGAAAACAAUAUUUUAAGGUUUCAAAAAAAUCUGAAAAAAAAUUCUUUAUGUAGACAAUGUUGUGGUCUAUGUACGUGCAAAAUUUCAAAUCAAAAUACCUUAUGUUGGGGAA
Lolium perenne is the source of this 2308-nucleotide messenger RNA. RefSeq lists its product as uncharacterized. NCBI's taxonomy places the organism in Eukaryota, Viridiplantae, Streptophyta, Magnoliopsida, Poales, Poaceae. The record is from RefSeq and is a predicted model, not a curated record.